Messenger RNA from Danaus plexippus (monarch butterfly), 4144 nucleotides. RefSeq lists its product as uncharacterized. The coding region runs from base 389 to 1774 and encodes 461 amino acids. Gene Ontology annotation, biological process: signal transduction. NCBI's taxonomy places the organism in Eukaryota, Metazoa, Arthropoda, Insecta, Lepidoptera, Nymphalidae. The transcript has 12 exons. The record is from RefSeq and is a predicted model, not a curated record. Gene Ontology annotation, molecular function: GTPase activator activity.
CGUUUUCCUGACAGUCCGAACUCGGAAUCCCUCCCAAACAAAAGUGAAGUGCAGCGAUGAAAAGUGAGGGAUAAUUUCAUAUUAAAACUCGAUGAGAUAAUUGAUGUAUGAGGCAUUUUCAACGCAUUUCCAGAAUAAAUAAAUCUGUUUGUUCUUUGUGGUUUUGUUUAUAUUGAUUUUUUAUUAAACAAUUUUCUAUUAGUACGUUUCUUUUACUACAUUUUAUUUUAUGAAAAUGGAGGUGGUGUUAAAACAAAGUGGAAAAUACUAUCUGUUCAAAAAUAUGUGAAUAUAACAAUUUGGGUUUACGAUUGCAAUGAUAAAAUUAGUUCGCGAAAUGUUUGCUCGUUAAGAUUAAUUUUGGGCGAUCGAAUAAAAGAGAAACAAAAUGAGCAACUGGGCGAGGCGAAUGCACCGGCGAGCUGCAACAUUAAGCAAUGUGGUCACAUCUUGUGGUCAUCCGAACUCCUUGCCGUAUCCACGGAGACUUGAGAAAGUUAAAUUCGGUGUUCCUCUGAGUGAAGUGUGCAAGGACGAUAUACCAGGACCUUUGUUGGUGCUGAUUUUGAAAUUGAACAAGGAAGCGCCUUUACGCCGCGAUGUUUUUCGAGCGCCUGGACACCAAGGUGCUAUGAAGAAACUCAUUCACUUCUUGCAAACAGGUCGCCUGGUUAACGUCGACAAUUACUCCGUUUACACUAUAGCUAGUGUUCUCAAGAAGUUUCUUAGGAAAAUACCAGGGGGUGUGUUUGGAAGGGAUGGUGAGAUGCACUUGUUUGCUGCAGUGGAGCUCCCGGGGGAACAACAGACCGAUGCUAUAAGGAGACAGAUAUUGUCGCUGCCCGUGUGCACUCAGAGAUUGUUGGUGCUACUUUUCGGCACAUUCCGUGUGAUGGCUUCAAACGCUGACAAAGCUGGAACUGGCAUGACAUCGGAAGCCCUGGGCGUGUCAGUCGCACCAUCGUUCUUCCACUCAUGCGUAUCAGAUGGGAAGACAGCUACCAUGGAAGAUGUACAACGUUUCAAGGCGGAAGUCUCCGUCGCAACACGUGUGAUGCGUCAGCUGAUAGAGCAGUUUAGUGCUGGUGAUCUGUUCGGUAGAGAGAACUAUGAGUACUACGCGAGGGUGACGGGGAGGGUGCUGAGGGUGAGGGAUGAAUGGAUCUGUUCCUUCAGGGACCCGCCGCCGCCGAGACACCAUCAGGACCAGGAGGCAUAUGCCAGGCAAUUAUCUUUGGAGGCUGAGAAGACUUGGCUUCAGUGUGAAUGUGAUCGCUGGGGCAACAAGUUUAAGCUAGAAGGUCUAUCAAAGUCCGAGGAGUGUCAAUCAAUGCCGGCCUUGAUGGGUGCUGUGGGUGGUACUGGCGCGUACACUGGUCUUGGUAUCAUACCAGAACAUAGUCUGCUCGACUCAUGCACCAGACUCUCUAUAUCGCUGGAGGAGAGCAUCUUUAAGGUGUCUGUGAGUUCGUCUUCACAGUCAUCUCGCAGUAACUCCAGCCCUCACAUGACCCUGGAGGAACUGCGCGCCAUCAACAAGUACGCUGAGAGUACGAAGAGCCUCUCAUACCUGCCUCAGGUGCACGAGCGGCAGCGGGCGCGGAUGAGGACGCGCUCGGAGUGGUUCCUGCAGCCCGCUGUUUCUCUGGACGCCCGCCCGCGCGCAAGCGGGUCGCGUCGUCGAUCGAGGCGCGCGCGCAUGUGCCGCGCGCACACGCAUUCAGACACUGAGGUGCCGCUCGCUAUCCAGCCUCGUCAAGUGACGGCCAGGUAAUCGCGGUAAUCAGCCGGGCGGUAAUCGACCGGGACGGUAAUCAACCGUGUAACACAAAUAACUACGAAAUUACCGUCUUGACGUUAGGAAAUAUAAUAUGUCACAAUUGUUUUUUUUUCUUUUAACUGCACAUACUUGUAAGAUCAGCGUAUACGUGGUCUUGCUGUUUGGAUUUGAGUAGUCAUUUCACUUGAAAUUAAUUUUAUUUUGGUAGAUGUUGUUUUAAGGAUUACGAAACACCAAAUAUUAGAAUGUCCUAACAUCACAUCCUAAUCGAUUGUUCCUCGAUUAUUUAUAUAUUAUUAUUAUUAUUAUUACUAUUAGAUGAACAUAUGUGGUUUUUUUUUCGUUUGGUGCGAAUUUUUGUACCUACCGUCAGUGUGGUAGUCGUGAGCACAUUUUCAUAUCAACGAACGUUGUAUUCAGAAGACGCUCCUAAUAUUUUAAGAUAGUUGUAUGUAAUGUGCUCUCUGUAAUGUAAAUAUUAGAAACUUGACAUGUAUUGAACGUGAAUUUCUUGAAUUUUUUUUCUCUUCAGUAUAUCAAAUUUUGGAACAAAUACUUUGUAAUAUAAUCUGUGCCAUUACACAUUAAGUAUAAAAGAUUGUAUUUUAAAUUAUUAAUUUCAUACAUUCCUACACGUGGGUUAAUUUUUAUAUAGAAUUAUAUUUGAUAUUUCAAAUUAUGUGAAUUUAAAUACGUUUUGCAUUUCUCUCUACCUCAGAUGCGGUUUAAUGUUUGUUCUUUGCUCACUUCGCAUUGAUAAUGUCGAUUUUACUGAGUCAUAUUCAAAAUUUUAUUAAUAUAAAAAAAGUUAAAUUUAAAUUAAGAGUAUUUUAUGAAACUUAUAUAGAAAUAAUUUUUAAAUUUCACUAUCUGACUUUUGUAAAAUUUGCAAAAUUUUUUUUUUAUAUAGUAAGUAUUUCGUUUUUAUAAUUUUUGGUAUUUUUCUAACUGGCAAGACUGAAGAUUGUUUAAUAUUCGAAUUUCUUAUGAAGCAAUUUUAUUAAUUACAUAUAGUUGAAUAUUAAUCCAGGGAUUUGAUUGGUUAUUUGUCGAAUGUAUGAAAAAAGAUUGGCAUUAUUGGAAACUGGAGGUUUUAAUAGAUAUGAUACUUUAAUUAAUAGGUGCUAGAUGAUUGUGAACUCUAUGUUAGUAUGAAAUAGUGUCACUUUUAUUAUUGACGACGCUUUUCAAACGUUCGAUGUAUUUUUUUUUACUAUAUAUACAUAUAUAUGUAUAUAUUUUAUAUAAAAAAAUUACUUUAAUCUGUAAUAGAUAUAUGUAAUUAAAAUCGAGGUUAGUGUUGAUAGGUUGAUUCACAAGUGAUUUUUUUUUUCUUAAAUAUAGCUGUAUUGAAGUCUAGUUAUUUAAUUGUAUAGAAAUAGUUGUUUCAAUGCAAGAUAUGUUGUCUGCGUCGUCGAGGCGAUUGUUUCAAACGUACAAAUGUGCUUUAGGUAUAUUACUAAUGUUAUAUAGACAGCUCAAUGUAUUCGAUCGUUAGAUAUUUAAUUCGGAUAUGUGAACGCAUCCGGUGGCCAUGUGUAAUUAAUUCUAGAGGCGAUUAUUAUAUAUGUUUUUUUUUUUGGUAAUAGUAUUGAUAGUUGCUUCAGAAUUGAAAUUAUUAUAAUAUGAAAAUUCUCUGACGUCUAAAGUUGUGUUCAUUCAUAGUAUUAGGGUUUAUAUAUAUACAAACAUAUACAUAUAUAUAGUAUAUAUAUGUAUGUUUGUUUGUUUUACGUCCCAGGGUUAAGGGGUUCUUGUAUGUCGGAGGAAAAUUAUUUUGUUACUAGAUAAUAGAUAGUCACUUUAUCUGUGUAUUACGAUUAUAGUAUAUGGUACGAGUAAGAUUUUUUUUUUUGUAAAGUUGUUUUUUUUUGUUUGUUUUCUUAUAAGACUGUUUUGAUAUGAAUUUAAAAUUAGUGAACUCGAAUAUGUAUACAUAAUCAUUCCACCGAUUCCUAGUAUUGAACAAAGAACACGUUUGUUUCUUGUAAUGACCGUUAAAAUGCUUUUAUUAGAAGAUUAUUUUUUUUUUGAAGGUUUUUUUUCUGUUUUGCGAUAAUCUACAAUCCAUACACUAUGGUAAUGUAUUUAGAUAAUCGCUUACAUAUGCGUAUUUCCAAUUAUUUUUUCUUGGUAAUGUAAUUUUGUGACAUUUUGAUUGUAUUGCGACCCGAGCCCGUCGCUACCAAGCAAGUUAGCUGUUAGUUAUAAUUUAUUAUAAAGAGUAUUAAUUAUUAUAUGGUAUUUGCUUUUUGUGGAAUACAUAUAUAUAUAUUUUUUUUAAUAGAUUGUCCCAUAUUUGCACAUUUUUUUUUUCUAUACGAAUUAUAAAGAAUUACACUGAAAUAAAGUAAUUAAAUAUGU